GCAGACGGAAGCCCGCGCUGCAGAAGUACACGUAGCACUAGAACAUGGAGGACAAGCUGCAACGCGACGGCGGCAGUAGAGCACAGGUGCAUAGCCUGCUGCCACAGAAGGACGGCAGAAAAACUGCCCCACCCAUCAACCUCGGAUGGCAGGUGCUUCUGCCAGUUGUCGCCGCCCUGCUACCCCUGGGGUUUGUAUACCUCCACAAGGGCCAAGAGUGCGAAGCGAAGCUUCCGGCAGACACCGUCGACAACUACGAGAUGCUGCCCUGGCGCAAAACCUACGCCAGCUGGGUACCGUAUCCGCAGCGCAAGGAUUACGACGGCGUGAAGGGCGACCUGCCGCGAAUCAUGCUCUGGAACAAGUCCCCCGCUGUCGAGUGGACAAACAACACCGAGCUGCGGUACGAAGGCUGCAGGCGGCCCUGCUACGUCACCUACAACCGGCUGCAACUUCACAGAAGCGACGCGGUCGUCUUGUACGUAAAGCGGAUCGAUGAAUCUCCCCUUCCGCACGGCAGGCGCGUAUUCCAGAAGUGGGUUUUCUGGACAAUGGAGACGCCCAAGGAGAACUUUGUGGAGAAACUUAAGCCGCACAAGGCGGCCUUCAACUGGACCAUGACGUACCGGCGGGACUCGGACAUCGUGCACGGCUUCGGCAGCGUGGUCCGCAAGAACGAGUCGCUCACCUCCACCCUAUACGACGCGGAGCUCGAGAAGCGCUGGAGGAGCAAGAGCCGCACUGUGGCCUGGUUCCCGACGUCGUGCGACGGGCACGCUGCCGAGUACGUGAGAAAGUUGAAGGAGCACGUUUUCGUCGACGUGUAUGGAAAGUGUGGCAACAUGAGCUGCCGCACGACGUCCUACGAAGACGACGAUGACGAAGAGUGCUACGAGAUGCUGGCGAACAAGUACUUCUUCGUGCUUGUCUUCGAGAGGGAUCUGUGCGCGGACUACGUGACGAUGCCCCUGUACCGGUUCCUCCGCUACGAAGUGGUUCCAGUGGUGAAGGGCGCUGCAAACUACAGCGCCGUCACGCCGCCGGGUUCCGUUGUAAACGUGGACACGUAUCCGGAACCCUACAAUGUCGCCGGCCUGAUGAUGAAGGCGGCUUCCAAUUUCGAACUGUACAGACAGUUUCUCAGCUGGAAGAAGGACUACGAGGUGCGUGCGCACAACUACGACAGCUUCUGCGGACUCUGCGACAAGCUCUACAGCGUGAAAUUUCUCCAAAAAUCAGUGCACCACGACGUCAGUGACUGGUGGUACAAUGGCACCAAGUGUACCUCCGACUGACAAUUCUUGUGUGCAAUCAUAUUGUAGUGUUCAGGAAAAGCUUGUUGUCUCACUUGUGUUGAGAAAACACUCUUUGAUAUAUGUUAUAACCAGCGGCUGUUCCCAAAAAAACUAACAUAUGUCUUUCAUAAAGUGUCUCUCCCUGGUUUGAAGUAUAAUAAAACUCAUAU
Dermacentor silvarum is the source of this 1465-nucleotide messenger RNA. RefSeq names its product alpha-(1,3)-fucosyltransferase C. Gene Ontology annotation, molecular function: alpha-(1->3)-fucosyltransferase activity. The transcript has 2 exons. Gene Ontology annotation, cellular component: membrane. The record is from RefSeq and is a predicted model, not a curated record. The coding region runs from base 45 to 1295 and encodes 416 amino acids. Lineage: Eukaryota; Metazoa; Arthropoda; Arachnida; Ixodida; Ixodidae.